Spodoptera littoralis (African cotton leafworm) is the source of this 1623-nucleotide messenger RNA. NCBI's taxonomy places the organism in Eukaryota, Metazoa, Arthropoda, Insecta, Lepidoptera, Noctuidae. The record is from the annotation of a GenBank genome assembly.
AUGGAGUUAAGACAGAUUUUAAUUUUUGUGCUCUUAUUCGCUGUUGGAUCCCAAGGUUUGGAUGAAGAGCUCAAUUUAGCUGACGUCUCCACCGUCUUACUUUUGGCAUUGUCUCCAGAACCGACUAUCUUGAUAUCAAACGAAACAACGGCCCUAUACAGUGUUGGUGUCCACAUGGGCAUUAUCAACCCCGAAACAUACUCACUUGAGUCGUUCGCGGAACACGAGAGAGACAUCUUCAAAGACGUGUAUCAAGAAUACCUGGCAUAUAAUGACAGUUUACCACUAAACUACCAGGACUGGCUGAUUAUGAACAACUACGGGAUCUUGCCAGACACACAAGAGUCACUGUAUCAAAGAAAAAUUGCCAAACGUUCCACGGCAGACAAUAAGAGGCGUUUCAUAAGUGUGGUAAAAAAAGGUGACAUUUUGAUCACAGGCAGAGGUAUUGGAGGAUUAUUAGGUCAUUCAGCGAUAAUGACGACAGAUAACUGGGUUUUAGAGAUGCCUGGAGGAAAAGGAUGGAACAAUGGAAUUCCGAACAAUAAUAGACAAAUUCAGAAGGACAAGUGGUUUAAUCAGCAUGCCUCUGAUUGGACGACCGUUUACCGUUGCAAAGACAGCGCGGUUGCGAAGCAAGCUGCAACGUGGGCUGACCACAGAUACUACAAUCCUUCUGGUGGAUCCACAAAAACCGUGCAUGUUACGUAUAAGUUGACUACUAACUUCAAAUCAAUAAGUCCUAGUUAUUGUUCCAAGCUUGUCGUUCAAGCCUAUUACUACGGAACUGGACAGAAUGCCACGAUAUCGGACGAGACACUGAACGCCUACAAUUUUGGAGUAUACAGAGGCAUUAUCGAUCCCAAUAAAUAUCCGUUGGAGUUAUUCGCACUACAUGAUAAAGGCAUCUUCAGGGGAACCUACCAAGAAUACAUUACAUUAUAUGAUGAACGAGACGAGCCAAUAUCUUAUCGGGAGUGGUUAGUUAUGAACAACUACGGUAUGAUGCCAGAUACUCAAGAGUCACUGUUCAAAGACAAAAACAUCGCGCGCUGUGACAUUUGUGACUACUGUGAUAGUUGUGAUGACUGUGACAGCUGCGAGAGUACUGACUUCAAGGAACUAUUUCAACAAACAGUCAAAACAGGGGAUAUUUUAAUCUCAGGCAAAAGUAGAGGUGGAUUGAUAGGCCACGCGGCGCUAAUGGUUACUAAUUACUGGGUGAUAGAAAUGCAUGGCGGUAGGAAGUGGAAGAAAGGUAUCAAAAGCAAUAACAGACUGGUUUCUAAGAAGAAAUGGUAUAAGAAGAAUAAAUCUGAAUGGAUAACAGUGUAUCGUUGCCCUGACAAAAGUGCGGCAGAGCGGGCCGCGCUUUGGGCAGAUCGCAAUUACUUUAACCCCCACGGAGGUCAAGAUAAAGCUAUACACAUUACUUAUAAGAUAACCCCAGACUUUGAAUGUACGAACCCCAGCUAUAGUCCUAAGAUGGUGCUUCAAUCAUAUUACUUCACCACUCCGGGUAUAAUAAGAGAUCCGUCUGAACACGGAGCUGUUAUUGUACCAUCCGCUAUACCAGCAUAUUUUGUGGCACCUUACACAUUACGGAAAAUUGGAAAAUAUUGA